GUUGCCACCGGUCAGUGAAGUUUCAUCUGCAUUACUAUCAAGAAAAUGAAUAGUAACGUAGGAGGGAAGGCCACACAUGAAGAAAUGCUUCUGAAACAUCAGCAGUACCUGCAGAGACAAAAAGAUGGCAUGGCCUACAGGAUGAAGAAGCUGGCAGCUUUGCAGGUGGAGAUAACAAAAAAAAACAAUGCAGUGAAGGAGAAAAUCAGGAAAAAAUAUGAAGACAUGAAGCGGGUCCUGGAUGAGGAUCUUCGGAUCACACUGACCCAGCUGGACACUGAGUACGAGGCCAUGGAGAAGUUGUUGGAGGACAGGAUAGAGGACUGCUACCACCUCACUCAGGAACUGGACCAGGAAAUGUUCAACAUCGGUGCCAAUGUGAAAACACAAGAAAUUGACAUUCAGAAUGCUGAAACAGAAAAAAGAAUAUCUGAUACCCUGAAGCGGACUGACCCUGACAUGAUUCAGAUGGAUGAGUUCAAGAAUGAACAACUACUGAGCCUCACCAUCAACCUGCUGCUUUUCAUCCGAUCCCAGGUCCCUGUCACCAAGAAACUCUUUCAGACCUAUGCUGCAGAUGUUGUCCUUGACGGUGACACUGCUCACCCCAAGCUGAUCAUCUCUCCCAAAGGCGACUCAGCCACCUACACAGACACCUGGCAGAAUGUCCCAGAGACUCCCUCCCGUUUUGACACCACCCUAAAUGUAGUCAGCCGGGAAGGCUUCAGCGAGGGCCGCCAGUACUGGGAAGUAGAUGUGAGUGGGAAGACCUACUGGGAGCUAGGGCUCACCUACCCGAGCAUCCCGCGCAAGGGACGCGAUGAGGACUCCUGGCUGGGCCGAGGCAAAGAGUCCUGGUGUGUGGAAUACUUUAACGGAGACUACACAGCCUGGCACGGUGGUGUCCAGCAUGAGCUGACUCUGCUGGCAGGAAAACAGUUCACUCGCAUCGGGGUAUACUGCAGCUUUCCUGGGGGUUUGGUGUGCUUUCUAGGAGCUGAUACCAUGACCCCGCUCUACUGCUUCUGCACUGGGACUUUCACUGACACUCUACAUCAAGCAUUAUGUCCUGGCCAUGACAAUGAAGGCACAAACUGGAAGUCCAUUAAGAUCUGCGAUGCCUCCCGAUCAGCUCCUGUUCUCUGAGGUGGGGCAGGAAUGCCACUGGGGCAGAAAUAUGUUGCCCUGUGCAUCAGCUGCCUGAUCCGACAUUCUUAAAUUGUGACAUUGGAUCACCUCCGGGAACUGUGCGUGUCAGGCUAGUCUAAAUUUAUCAGAAGGAAUCUCUUUUUUUGACUCACAGAUCAUGUUGUUUAUUUCCAGCCAUUCAUGCUUUUCUUUGUAGUGGAUGCGCCAAAGCUAAUGUGACGUUAGAGCUGUUCUUCAUACUGUAGCAAAGGUUUUAUUUGUAAUGCUAUGAUGAGUCAUGGAAUUGCAGAAUUGCAAAAGACAGAAGUUGAAUUGGCAAAGGAAAAAUAAAUAAAUAAUUUGGUUA
Messenger RNA from Perca fluviatilis (European perch), 1495 nucleotides. Its product is annotated as E3 ubiquitin-protein ligase TRIM39. NCBI's taxonomy places the organism in Eukaryota, Metazoa, Chordata, Actinopteri, Perciformes, Percidae. Gene Ontology annotation, molecular function: protein binding. The record is from RefSeq and is a predicted model, not a curated record. The coding region runs from base 46 to 1146 and encodes 366 amino acids. The transcript is spliced from 6 exons.